Molecule: messenger RNA, 830 nt
Organism: Pantherophis guttatus
Lineage: Eukaryota; Metazoa; Chordata; Lepidosauria; Squamata; Colubridae
Product: killer cell lectin-like receptor subfamily B member 1B allele C
Biological process (GO): regulation of natural killer cell mediated cytotoxicity
Cellular component (GO): plasma membrane; cell surface
Molecular function (GO): signaling receptor activity
Source: RefSeq, a predicted model, not a curated record
GUCCAUCUAUUUUGGGUUGCAGUUGACCAUGGAUGCUGACCUAGUUUAUCAAAACAUCAAGUCUUCUGAAGAUCCCUCACCCAGAAGAAGAAGAGCAAAAUUAGAUGUUGUUCAACAGGCAGACCACCGAUUAUGCCCUCAUUGGCAUUGGAUUUUGCUGUGGCUUUCCUGUGCUGGGAAUGUUCUCUUGGUGGUGGCCAUGAUACUGAUAGGAGUUCAUGGCCUGGGAUGCAGUUCCUCAACACCACUAAACAGAAGCCCACAAAACCCAGAGGAAAUGACUAGAAUUUCAAAUACACAUCAGCGCAAUCACCUUGAAAGUAAAACAAAUAGUCAAUUACAAGCAUUCAGGUCUUGUCUAAGGCAGCAUUUGUGUGAGACUACAAAUGCAUUUACAGAGAAUGCAUCCUGCAAUGUGUGUCCUAGGACAUGGCUUCUGUACGAGGAUAAAUGCUACUGGUUUUCUACUUCAAUCUUGUCCUGGAAACAAAGCGGCAGGGACUGUGCAGCAAAAGGAUCUCAGCUGUUAGUGAUUUCUAAUACAAGAGAGCAGAAAUUUGUCCAGGACAUAAUCAAGGAUAAGAGUACAUGGAUUGGGCUCACAGCCAAAUUGCCAGAGGAGAAGUGGAUGUGGGACAAUGGCUCACCAUUAAACCAAACGCUAUCUCAACCCUUAAUGGCUGACUGCGGUAUUAUAGGAAAGAAAGGAAUUGCCUCUGAUAUCUGCAGUGCAGAGCUUCACUGGAUUUGUCAGAAACUCUCUGUAUUCAUUUGAGGAAUUGCAUGCAGAAUUAAAAACAAGCAUGUCAAAUGAAAAAGAAAUCUUUAGA